AUGUCAGAAACACUCUCCAAUUUCAAAGAAGCCACACUCUCAAUCAUGUCCACGCGCCACUCCUGGACUGAAUUCCUCUCCUUGUCCUCCCUCUCCCUCCCAUCCUCCCUCUCAGAAACAACCACGCGCAUCGGCAUCAAUCUCACGCGCUUCCUCUUCAAUUACUCCUCCAUUCUCCUCUUCAUCCUCCUCCUCACUCUCGUCUACCAUCCCCUCGCCAUCCUCCUCCUCCUAAUCGCCUUCUCCGGAUGGUACUUCCUCUUCUUCUCCCGUGACUCCUCCGAACCGUUCCUGCUAUUUAACCUAAUAUCGCUCGAUGAGCGCGUCGUCGUCGCGGCUCUGUCGUUUUUUAGUUUUGUUGCUAUUGUUGUUACCGGCGUGUGGUGGAACGUUGUGGUGGCGGUUGUUGUGACGGCGGCGGUGGUUUGCUUGCACGGUGCGUUGAGGAGGACGGAUGAAGGUGGUUUGGAUGAUUAUGAAUCGCCGUACGGUCCGAUGCUCAGUGACGGUGCUGGUCCUUAUUCAGCUGUUUGA
This is a messenger RNA of Lathyrus sativus (Indian pea), 534 nucleotides long. The record is from the annotation of a GenBank genome assembly. Lineage: Eukaryota; Viridiplantae; Streptophyta; Magnoliopsida; Fabales; Fabaceae.